CAUGGCGAGUUUCUUGAUCAUGGCUCUCCAUCAUAAAUGGUUGGUCUUCUGUGGUCCAUGUUGAGAGCUUACGCUGCCUUCGUGGCAUUCAGCUGCAGACCUACGGAAUGUGCGUAUACUGCCGCUUAUGCUGAAGCGCAAAAAUACUCUGCCCAACGGGCGCCGUCGCGUUUGCUGCCUGCGCGCGUCUCCAAGGAUAAGAAGACGCUUGGAUGCAUCCAAUCCGGAUUUAGUUUUUAUUUGAACUAAAUACCGCUUUAUAUAUUGUAACGUUAACGUUUCUUCGCCCUUUUUUAUGGUGUGUGUGGAUUCUGCUUAUAUUGAACGUGCUAUCGGUGUAUGAAGUCCCUGUUGCGUUGCUGCUGCGGAAGACAAGAACAAGAGCCGAACUCACAGCCGUGGAAUCGAGCGAAUCAAUUUAGAGAAGAGAAAAUGAGAAAUAGAUAGAGAGGUCGGGGGACUGGCGACAGGAGAGGGAUCGAAAGGAGAAGAAAACGUCGACCUCACGCCGCAGCAAUUGAAACAGAAAGUGAGGAGCAUCUACCAUCCACAGAGAUACGCCAAUCAAGAGCAGAUUCACCAAACAUCUACUUUGUUGUUCUAAUAAUUGUCAUGGGAUCUACAAAUACAUAAUUCCCUAAAAAGCUGUGCUGAAAAUUAGACUGCCUUUUAUAUUUACACUGACAUUAACAUAGUCAAGUGAGGAAAUAUAAAUGAUAAAUCAAUAGAACAUUUAACAUCUAACAGUUCUUCGCAGUUAUUAGAAAGACUUGAAAGGGAAGAAUAGAAUGGAUUGGUAACAUGAACAACAAGAGAACUACUUAAUUGUCUUGUAUCAGAGGGGACUUAUCAACAUAUUAGGACUAGGGGUGGGUCAUGACCCAUUUGCCAUGCGUGUUGUCAUGGUGACCAGCCCCUCCACCCCUUCCCCCCUCCUCUGGUUGGUCCAGAUUUUACUGUGGCUCCACCACCAUGGACCUCAGGUAACAGAGGCCGCUCCCCCAUGUCCAAACCCCUGUAGCUGCUCCAAUCAGGCAAGCCGAGUCAUCUGUACAAGGAAGAGUUUGGUAGAAGUCCCGGACAGUAUUUCUGUGAACACAAGAUACCUUAACCUACAAGAGAACACGAUUGAGGUGAUAAAGUCUGACACAUUCAAGCACCUGCGGCAUUUGGAAAUCCUGCAGCUUUCCAAGAACCACAUCAGACAAAUCGAGGUGGGCGCGUUCAAUGGCCUACCCAACCUCAACACCCUGGAGCUCUUCGACAACCGCCUUACGCUGGUACCGUCGCAGGCCUUUGAGUACCUCAGCAAGCUGCGGGAGCUCUGGCUACGGAACAACCCCAUCGAGACACUGCCUGCGUACGCUUUCCACCGCGUUCCCUCCCUGCGCCGUCUCGACCUGGGCGAACUACGGAAGUUGGACUACAUCUCUGAGGCUGCCUUCGAGGGCCUGUUCAACUUGCGUUUCCUGAACCUGGGCAUGUGCGGUCUGAAGGAAAUACCCAACCUCACACCCUUGGUCCGACUGGAGGAGCUAGAGCUGUCUGGCAACCAGCUGGGGAAUGUCCGGCCCGGCUCGUUCCAAGGCCUGGUGUCGCUGCGCAAACUGUGGCUCAUGCACUCCAAGGUGACGGUCAUUGAGCGCAAUGCCUUCGACGACCUGAAGAACCUGGAGGAACUCAACCUGUCCCACAACACCUUGCACUCGCUGCCCCACGAUCUCUUCACCCCGCUGCACCAGUUGGAGCGGGUGCACCUCAACCACAACCCCUGGGUGUGCAACUGCGAUGUCCUGUGGCUUAGCUGGUGGCUGAAGGAGACGGUGCCCAGUAACACCACAUGCUGUGCCCGCUGCCACGCGCCCCCAGGCCUGAAGGGCCGGUACAUUGGUGAGCUGGACCAGAGCCACUUCACAUGCUACGCUCCUGUCAUUGUAGAGCCACCCACUGACCUCAAUGUCACAGAGGGCAUGGCUGCUGAGCUGAAGUGUCGCACUGGCACCUCCAUGACGUCUGUCAACUGGCUCACCCCAAAUGGCACCCUCAUGACGCAUGGGUCGUACCGCGUCAGGAUCUCAGUCCUUCACGAUGGAACCCUGAAUUUCACCAAUGUGACUGUGCAGGACACGGGCCAAUACACCUGCAUGGUGACCAACUCCGCCGGCAACACUACGGCAACCGCAGUGCUCAACGUGUCUACCUCAGACUCCAGCAACCCUUUCAGUUACUUCACCACCGUCACUGUGGAAACCGUGGAAACUAACAAUGGGGAGGAUUCUGCUGCAAGGCAGUACAUCAACGAAACCUACGUACCGCCAGAUUACCUGGGUCCAACUGUUUCAGGAGGGGUACUGGGUAAAGGCAGGGCUGGAUUCACCAUAUCUCCAUCUCGCUCAUCUCUCUCCUCUCUGUCCCCGCGAGCCACCAGAGCCACUGAAAAGGCAGUCACAGUGUCGAUAAUGGAGGUCACGAACAUCCCUGGCCUGGACGACGUGAUGAAGACCACAAAGAUCAUCAUUGGCUGCUUCGUGGCCAUCACCUUCAUGGCGGCCGUGAUGCUCGUGGUCUUCUACAAGCUGAGGAAGCAGCACCAGCUGCACAAGCACCAUGGCCCCACCCGCGCCAUCGAGAUCAUCAACGUGGAGGAUGAGAUGGGUGCCGGGGCCGGGAGCGGCAUCUCAGGGGGAUCGACCAUGCAAUCCGGGUGCGGAGGAGACGGAACCUUGAGGAUGCAUCACCCGGAAAUAGUCAACCUUCCCAACAUCGGGCGAUCAGAGCAUCUUAACCAUUACUACAAGGCCAAUCAUUUCAACAACAACGUGAUGGGCCUGAGCAUUGGGACAGGGGCAGGCAUCAGUACUCUAAGCAACAAGAACAACCCGUCCCCACUGAACCAGCAAGGCCAGGAUAUCCCCAUCUCCUGUACACAGGUUCCAAUCUCCUCAGCCACUUUCCAGACCAUGUCCGGAAAUGGCGCCAACACCAACCCUCUUUCCGUUUCCCCACCUCUGCCGAUGUCCCUCCCCAUGUCCCCCAUGGGAUUACACGGAUCGAUCAAGGGUUUCAUGGGCCAGAACCAGAAUCCACAAAUGGAGCCUCUUUUGUUCAAGGGAAACUCAAAGGAAAACGUUCAAGAGACUCAAAUCUGAAAAAAAAGAGUGAGGAGAGAGAGAGUGCAAGGGAAAGACAGAGAGGGGAUUGAUGGCCUCUUUACGUGCCGAACGAUUAAACACUACAGCGCAUUGACAUUACACCAGGAGAGGGGAUAGACUGACACUGCAAUACACAAACGCAUAGACUGGUCAGCGACAGUGUACUGAGCCAAGGAUUACCACAAUGGGAUACUUGUGUUUGUAGUAACGAUCACGGCAAUGGAGUUCAAAAGCGAACAUCGCUACAAUGUAAAUCUGUGCCAAAGCAAAUGUUUCUUGCCGUUUCUACGAGUUGUAUUCCCAUAGAAGACAACGCCUUUCCAAGUACUGUAGCUCAAUCCCCCACGUUGUGGUUGGCCAGUAAAGUCCAGACUUAUGUCACGCACAGCACUUGACCACAUUGACGUUUGGAGACAUUGCAGGGAACAAAAUGCUCGAGACAAUUGCUCUUUCACAGAAAAAUACUUGUGCAAGACACUCUCUCGCAUGAACUCAAUAGUCUCCCCUCGAGGCUGUAGGUAGGCAGAAAUGGAAGGACAAAAGGUACAUACAGUACAGUACAGUACAAACUACUGUGAAAGUCACACAGAUACAUAAAUAUAUUUUCAUUUGAAUAUGUUACAUUGCAGACUCUAACGCAGAGAUAUUUUGGAGGAUGUACGAGCUGUAGUCGUUUGUUUUGUGAGUGAUCAGGGGCGGUGAUUGUGAAGGUUGAUUAUAACGAUACAUAUGUUUUGAGUUUGGCUACUCCUCGAAUACAUAAGGGCUCAAUUGCAACACUCAUUGUGAAUCUAUGAAUUUGGCUGCCAUGAGUACUGAAGAAUGGCUGGAGAGUUCCCCCAGUUUUCUGUUUGGCGAGGGUUUUUUCUCUCCCUGUGUUUCACUCACUCAACCGUGACGAUAACUGGACACUUCUGUUCUUGUUUGUUUUUGAGAAUAUAUUCCAUAUGUUCCAGCAGGCUACUUGAUUAUUCAAAUGAGAGCUCCAGAUGCCAGCAUAUACGUGUACCAUCAGCAAAUUUAGGUGAAAUAACAAAACACAUCAACAGUGAGCUAAUACCUUGCAAAGACUUGUAUGGGAAAUGUUGACAAAGUGUAACUCGAUCAGUAGCAAGAGAUGUGCUAUAAGUGGUGAAUUUGAUAUGAACUCCUUUCUCAUGGUGACCAUUUUGAUGCCACAUAACGCUGUCAUAAGGGUGAUUAAAUGCCUGUCUUUGCAAUGGCAUUCAGUGGGUGGAUUCGACCACAUUCUUUGGUUUAGUGGAACAGAAAUGUACGAUAAUAGUAUUUGGUUGUAUGACAAUAGUACGAACCAACUUUUUACGGUGUACCUUUCAUGUGUUCAUACCAUUUUAAAGCUUUGCGCAUUUGAACUAUGUCUUCAAUGAUUUUUGUUUAGUUUGAUAUAAUGUGUACAGUUGUCUAGCCAUGUAUCAUUCACAUGAAAUAAAUAAAUCAUAUAUCGAGGUCUGGGCGGUCAAUGGAAACCAACUGAAAACAUGCAGUAGUUCUAAAAAGUGAGUAGUAGGCUAUAUAUUUCAAUCUAGGUUGAACCUAUAUGGUAUACGAUACACCCAUUAGUCAUCUUGGUAAUCGUAUUAUGAUGUCUGUUCUUUUAAUAUCUCAAGACCGGCUUUUAGUCAUUCUUAUGAGGGAGUUACAUUGGCAUUAAAAGGCUGCUUUAAAAUGACACAGGAUCCGGUUUGUCUCCUUAACCCCAAGAAAGUGAUGUGAGUCAACACGGGAAACGGAUAUAAAAAUGGUUGUUGCAAACUGAACACGCCAACUCCAUUCACCUGAAAGACGACUUGAGAUUUGACGUGUGGUGGUAACGCUACCCGCAUAAGUCUUUGUGUAAUAUGGAGGUGAUCUUGCACCAACAUGCUGCUCUGUGUAAUUUGCAAACCACUCAACAAUCGCUAUUGCUGCACCCCUCUCUCCUCGCGGUGCUGCAUACAUUUUCAGUGCUUGAGUGGGUGGGGAAGGCUGGUUCUUCUGAUCUCGUUGUUAUGCUCCCGUAACGAGUGCAUCGUUUUUUUUUUCUCUCCAGGAAAUAAUGAUUCUGAUAAUGAUCAAAAACAACCACGAUAAUAGUAACAUUAAUAAUAAUAUGAUCAAUUCUGAUAGAAUUUGUGAUGAUUAUCUCUCGUACAUUUACACCUGGAUUUAAGUUAGUUUGAUCAGCAUUAAGAUAAGAAAGGAACAUGCCGAACAUACCAGUAACGGGGCAGAAUGACUUGUCGGUGCAAUUUUGUCAGCUCUCAAUGUCACUCAGUUUAUGUGCUGCCUGUAGUCUUUCUGAGAUGAGACAGGCAAAACGACCGACCAACCAAGGAACUAUUAGGGAGUUGUAAAAGCAAGGUUUUCCCUGAUGUUUUACACACAUUUUCAGUAAUUAUGGCACUCCUCCUCAAAAGGAGUGAAGUAGGAUGCUGAUAUAGUAUUUUAGUAAUGUGGCCCGGCAGAGAGUUCAACUGUUUCCCCACUGAGACGUUACUAGAAUAUAAAUGAAGACUAAAAACUCCAGCAUAUGGCUGCACUGUUGAUGACAGUUGAUGUGCUACAUUUUGGUAACUGUGCUGUCAGAUUUCAAAGAGCAUAUUAAGUACCUCCUGAAUAUGCUAGUAGAACAAGAAAGUCCUUUCUUGGAAUUAUAAUAUUUGGCAAUGUUUGAUGAUCAAUAUCAAUAUUGUAGCAUCACUGUUGUUGCGAUUGUACCAUUGGAGAAACAAAUCUAUUAUUUAAGCCAUAUUACUAUUAACGUUAUUAUGUUAUUAUUAUUAGAAUUAUCAUAAUUAUCUGCCACCCUGUUAUACCCUGAAGAUAGUGGUGUAGUGUUUUUGAUGGCGGAAUUACAAAACAGGAAGUAUUAUACAGUUACUACUAAGUCAUGCCCCGGGUAACAACAUCAGAAGAGAACACAUGAACUUUGACAACUAUGUCUCCUUCACUCUACUUCACAGAAGAAGAAGAAGAUGGCCUCUUGCAACAGAUGGAAUACUGAGUGUGUCGUUUGUCCCACCUCUUGUUACAGCUGGAUGCUACAGCCCAGAUGCCAUUUCAUUUGGUGUGUGGAGCAAAAAUUGGAUAACUUACACAAGAAUGUGGAUUACUAUUACUUCAGCCACAAAAUUGUGAGAAAAUAAUGGAAUACUGUAUUCUAAACCACAAACUGACCUUUUGGUACAAGAUUCCAUUUGAUAAACAGAACAAGAAACUGAACUAGGUUGUUGUUUGGAAAGCUUUUUAAUGAUGUGAAAUACAUGAAAUGAAGCUAUAGAAAACAUAUAGAUUUCCUUAAAUGCAAAAUAAUAAAAGUGUCAUUUUUGUGUUCA
Messenger RNA from Oncorhynchus kisutch (coho salmon), 6487 nucleotides. It is a transcript of the gene lrrc4bb, whose product is annotated as leucine rich repeat containing 4Bb. Gene Ontology annotation, biological process: positive regulation of synapse assembly; regulation of presynapse assembly; regulation of postsynaptic density assembly. The record is from RefSeq and is a predicted model, not a curated record. The transcript is spliced from 3 exons. Gene Ontology annotation, cellular component: glutamatergic synapse; postsynaptic density membrane; plasma membrane. Lineage: Eukaryota; Metazoa; Chordata; Actinopteri; Salmoniformes; Salmonidae. Gene Ontology annotation, molecular function: signaling receptor binding. The coding region runs from base 891 to 3149 and encodes 752 amino acids.